This is a messenger RNA of Pseudo-nitzschia multistriata, 2219 nucleotides long. Lineage: Eukaryota; Bacillariophyta; Bacillariophyceae; Bacillariales; Bacillariaceae. The record is from the annotation of a GenBank genome assembly.
ACUUGAAUGUUUGGAUGAGUACAUUUUUGAAAGGUGUGUUGAAUGUUGUUGUGCAAUAAUGUUUUUGGGAGUAAUAAAGUAGUACUAUGAACUACUCCCGUGCGAUAUGCGAUAAAACACAAGAAAAACCACCUGUCGUAGUCCUCUGAUGUUUUACGACGGAAAUUUGUAUAACGGAACGAAUUCAGAAAAAAGGCCAAUGACGGCGCCCCAAGAAAACUGGUGCAUUCUCUGAAUCCCUUUUGUCCCGCACGCUUAAUACUCGUCAUGUUGUCGUGCUCUGCUGCUGCUGCGCUUCCUGGAGCGCGAUCGGCUGCUACGACGAGGUGGGUUAUCGUAGUCGUUCCUCGAGCUGGGUUUUCUCGAGCUAGACUUUCUUCGAGAACUGCUCUUGGAACGAGCCUUGCGGGAUUUGUCAUCCUUGCUGGAUCGGAAGAGACCGUCUUCAUCCUUGCGACGAGACGAAGUACGACGGGAACUGGAACGACGGGAUCUGCCAUUAGUACCUCUAUCAUCAUCCAACAACCGUCGACUUUUGGAACUUCUUGACUCACGGUAUCGAGAACGACGCGCGACAGCGAAUGCCAGGAAUGUUGCAACGAAAACGAUGAAACUGAAGGUAACAAAGACGUUUGCCAACAUGCGAGUAAGUUUUGACUCUUUUGCCAUCGUACCGCCCGAUGCCGAUUCGACCUCGACCGAGCUGUAGAAUGAUUCAAGUGGCUCUCCAUACAUCUUGUUUCCAACUGUGAUACUAAGGAUGGUUCCCUGAGCAUGUCCCAAAGCGAUACAAUCAGCUUCGCAGGUGAAAGAGUCGUGGGAAUAAAACUUCCAACAUUGAUUGAUCAGAUCAUCGUCGUCCAUACCAUCGUCACCGAUUACAUAUCCAUCUUGGUACGUAGGAUAGUCAAUGCAGCUUGUACAGUACAUGUAUUGCUCAUAAACUUCGUUGAGUUGCGUUAAGGUGUAUUCUUGGGUGUCAUACCACCAGUCAUACGCCCAACUGUACGAGUCGUCAUCAGUAGCAUCUUUACUUCCUAGAUCAAUGUCUUGCUGAUUACCGAAAUCGUCGUAAGUCAUUCCGCUCGAUUCAUCUAGAAUAAGACACUGAGCAUCGGUGUAAAGUCCCAUUUGAUAUCCACCGAGAGGUUGUGGAGCAACACCGGCGUAGAGAACGUUUCCACUGCUGUCAUUUCCGACGUAAAAACAAUCGUAAUCGGUCAUGUAGGCCAAACCCGCUAGUGCUACAACGUAUUCGUACUCGUCGAUUGCCCACAAGUGCUUGGAGAUUUGUUCUAUGAACUGAUAAAAUUCUUGUCGGUAAACUCCCAACAAGACCCAUUCUGUGUCGGGUUUGUGGCAAUCUAGUACCCCGACUGGCUCAUCACCAAAAUAUUCAUCAUACCCAUAUCCUUGAUAGUUUGGAUCAACGUACUGCGCACAAGAGGGGUAGUAAGGUAGUAGAAGGACGAACGUCAGAGGUCAUUUCAAUUUCAACGCUUUGAGUAUGACUGUAGGUUACAAUCUGGUUUGUCUGUGAUCGUUCUAGCCUCUGUAUUGUCCAGGAUAUUCAGUUAUCGAUCUGCACUUACCGAGGCCCACAUCAUCCAUCGGGAGCAGGCUUGAUCGUCACCAUCUCCACUUCCUCCUCCGCCGUCACCACUGCCUUCGCUUUUUUGGUGAUCGCAAUCGAUAAAUCCACCGAGCAUUCGGUAUGCUUGUUGCCACAUAUCAUAAUCAUCACCUGGAUUGGCGUAUUCAACCAUGUUGCCACUGCUCGUCCCAGAACCACCCCAAAGUUUCCGAAAUUCGUUUGGGUGAUCUUGCGAGAUUUUGUUAAUUUCUUCCGGAGACAGCUUUUCCAAAUUGGAUGUCUCGGGGCGGACCUUCUUCAUUGCAUUCGCAACUUUGGCCCGGCGUUGUCGGUUUCGUUCCCGGCGAGCCAAUCGUUCCACUUCCCGUUCUUCCGGGGUUGGUGCGUUUGGAUCUGGACCAUGUGGUAUCUGGAAAUUCUUAUCAGUUUUUGUCGCGUCGUUUUCCGAUUCGCUCUGAGCCCUCGCUAAUGGUUUGAACAUAUUUUCAAUUGGAUUGAAUUUGCUCCUGGAUCCAGGUGCAGCUCCGGCACUCUCGGAGCCGACCAUGUUCGCCAGAAGCAGGGACCCAAAGAUCAAAAUGUUUUUCAUCGUUCGAACACUUCUAGAUAAAAUGAUAGGAAUGUC